CUUGAGCAUCGCAAGUAACAGAAAAGAGUAGUCUUUCCAGUAACCCAUUUAUGGAUUCGUUGGUGUUUUCAAAGCCUGGUAGAUCCAUAGGUGGACUAACUCUUUGACUUCAUGAGAGGGAAAUAAUUAUUUGGACACUUUCUGGCCGCCAUCGACCCAGGUGGAGAUGUCUGAGGAAAAUCUGGGGGAAGAGUCGGGCAGCUCCCCUGUCUCUCCUGUGGACAGCCUGAGCAACAGCGAGGGGGAGCUGGACAGACAGCCGAAGAGAUGUGGGAGGAAGAGGAGACCGAGCAGGAAAAAUGGGGAGGACUCAGAUAGCCCGACCCCUGGGAAAAGAGGGAAGAAGUCCAGCAGCAGCAGCCCCCAGUCUUUCGAGGAGCUCCAAUCGCAGCGGGUCAUGGCCAACGUCCGGGAGCGACAGAGGACCCAGUCUCUGAACGAGGCUUUCGCAGCUCUGCGGAAAAUUAUCCCCACUUUGCCCUCGGACAAACUCAGCAAAAUACAGACCCUAAAACUUGCAGCCAGAUACAUCGACUUCCUCUGCCAGGUGCUGCAGAGCGACGAGCUGGACUCCAAAAUGUCAAGCUGUAGUUAUGUGGCUCAUGAGAGGCUGAGCUACGCCUUCUCUGUAUGGAGGAUGGAGGGCGCUUGGUCCAUGUCAACAUCUCACUAGCAUUUGGAGAAAUCAUGCCCAAAAUGGUGACUGCUGAAUCUACUUCUCACAUUCUGAAGGGGCAAUCUGGAGUCCAAUGCUGGAUACAGGGGAUCACUUACGACAUCAGAAGUUUUGUACAGAGGCCCGAAAGGGACUCACAGCCGCGUGUGUUAGCUCCAUACACCCCACAUUCUGGUGUGUUUUCCUGUUUUUGACGAUGAAUGUUGAAAAUAUUACUUGGCAUUUGUUUUGUUUUGUUUUGUUUUGUUUUUAAAUGCAUGCAUUUGGACUAAUUUCUGUGGAGGUCAAAGUGCAUUAUUGAAGUCUCAGUUUUGCUUCUUUUAGUGUGUGUGUGUGUGUGUGUGUGUGUGUGUGAGUGAGUGAGUGACAGAGAGACUGUCAAACUGGUGGUGUAGCUCACAUUACAGGCUGACUUUGUGGAUCUAACCUGUGCAAAAAAAAAAAAAAAGGGAAAAAAUAUUUUCAGAAUGCAUUUAUUUAUUUAUUGCUGAAACGUGUUACAUUGGAGAAUAGAUCCUGUGUCUGAAAUAAAUACAUUCCUAUUUUUUA
Archocentrus centrarchus (flier cichlid) is the source of this 1225-nucleotide messenger RNA. It is a transcript of the gene twist1b, whose product is annotated as twist family bHLH transcription factor 1b. Gene Ontology annotation, biological process: regulation of transcription by RNA polymerase II; developmental process. The transcript has 2 exons. Lineage: Eukaryota; Metazoa; Chordata; Actinopteri; Cichliformes; Cichlidae. Gene Ontology annotation, molecular function: DNA-binding transcription factor activity, RNA polymerase II-specific; RNA polymerase II transcription regulatory region sequence-specific DNA binding; protein dimerization activity. The record is from RefSeq and is a predicted model, not a curated record. The coding region runs from base 167 to 673 and encodes 168 amino acids.